This is a messenger RNA of Cordyceps militaris CM01, 1968 nucleotides long. RefSeq lists its product as uncharacterized. NCBI's taxonomy places the organism in Eukaryota, Fungi, Ascomycota, Sordariomycetes, Hypocreales, Cordycipitaceae. The record is from RefSeq and is a predicted model, not a curated record. Bases 1 to 1968 code for a protein of 655 amino acids. The transcript has a single exon.
AUGGGCCAAAAAUGCCCAGGCUACCGCGACCCCUCCAGCCUGAUUUUUCGCGACGAAAGCAGCCAAGUCAUUGACAAGGCUCGCUCGAGAAUGAACAAACGCUCCGCUCUCGCCUCUCAACAAACCUCGCAAUCUUCUUCUGCUCAGCGUACGCCGAUUCCUCAUCCCACCACCGCACCUCGCUCGCAACCACCGCCGCAUCAGUACCCUCCCCAAAAGAUGUCUACCGUCGAGGACAUGCUCAGCGACAUGGGCGACAGCAUGUUUGCCAACAACUCGUUCAACUUUGAUCUGCUCGGCUUCAAUACCCCUUUCAACACUGACGGUGGUCUGUUCAGCCUUUCUACCGACAGUUCCGAUGCCAUGAUGACGGGUUCGCAUUCCACGACUGCCAGCGCUAUCAAUUCUGGCGCCGCCUCUGCCGUGGAUGUGCCCCGCGAUGCUCCAGGCUGUGGAAUGGAGCUUGGCCCCACCACUAACUCGCCUGGCGGCUCCAGCCACGAGGGCAGCAUUCAGCCCCCGCUCUCCUUGCCUCUAGACAUGAUUGGUCUUGACUUUUUUCUCACACACUACGUUGUACACCAGUCGGGUCCCUCUUCGGGCUUCCUCGACUAUGUCGUCACAAUUUUGGCUCGCGAAGAGGGCCAUGAGCUGCUCGAGGGUGCCGUUCUUGCAGUCGGCUUUGCUGGCCUGGCACGCACUACCAAACAGACCGACCUUAUGUGCCGCUCAAUCUUGAUGUACACGCGCACUAUGGAGCGCGUCAACCGUGCGCUGGCCGAUCCUGUUGCGGCCCGGCGCGAUAGCACAAUCGUCACUGUGCUUGUCUUGGCGCUGUACGAGUUUAGUAAGGCUUCGCUGGAAGGCUGGAAACAGCAUAUUGACGGCGCCGUCUCUCUGCUCAACGUCCGUGGGAAAGCUCAGUUCACCACCUCGACUGGCCUGCAAAUCUUCAAGGAUGUCUUCACACAGCUUCUCACAAAUUGUCUGCGCGUCGGUAUUCCCAUGCCCUCAAGCCUGCGCAUGUUGCGCACCGAGGCGUCCAAGGCCUUUUCUGUCUCGGACCCUUACUGGGUUGCCACCAGCGCCAUGGUUGAACUCCUCGAUCUGUACCACCAAAUCUCCCCUGGUGGCUACAGCUACAUUAACCACAACCCCAACGGUUCCGCACCUAACAGCUCUACUUCCUCUACUUCAUCCAACCAAAAGCCUGCGCUCAAUUUAUCUAUUGAAGAUUUGGAGCGCCACCUGUCGCAUGCUCUCGAUAUUGACUACCGCUUAGAGAGCAGCUUUGCUGAAUGUCCUCCAGAGUGGUGCUACGCGAUCAUGGCGAAUCCCCUGCCCGCGACUCUCGAUACUACACGUUUCCACGGCGAAGUGCACCAUCUCUAUCACGACGUCUACAUUGCCAACGUUUGGAACAGGAUGCGCACCUGCCGUAUUCUGGCCAAUCAUGCUAUCGGCUACCUGCUGCUGCGCGGCGCCAACAUUGACCCCAACUGGUUCUUCUCAAACAACUAUGUGGACCGUCUCCAGGGCGUCUCCAAGACCAUGGCCCAUCUCCGCACUGAUUUGAUAGCUGCCGUGCCCCAGCUCAUGGGGUAUGUGACGUCGCCUGCCCAGCAGCAGGUGCAGCAUGAGCAGCAAAUGUACCGUCCCAAGGGAAUGACCCCCGUGGCAACGUCGGAUUCUGGCGUUGACGUCGGCGACGCCAUCUCGCCGCCGUACUCGCCUACCUCUAUCUUUGGGUCGUCAGAACCUGUUAGUGGCUACACGGGCUCGGCUGCUGGCGCCUACUUUGCUACCUGGGUGCUCCUGACUGUGGGCUGCAUGCACAGCCUGACGGAGGAGACUCGUGCCUGGACGGUGAACCAGCUGAAGCGUAUUAGCACGCAGGCCGGCUUUACGCAGGCCGACGACUUUGCCAAGUUCAUCGAGCACCACAAUCUCCGUCCGCCUCUGAAGUAG